Molecule: messenger RNA, 4021 nt
Organism: Scaptodrosophila lebanonensis
Lineage: Eukaryota; Metazoa; Arthropoda; Insecta; Diptera; Drosophilidae
Gene: SMC3
Product: structural maintenance of chromosomes protein 3
Exons: 5
Coding region: 74-3676 (1200 amino acids)
Biological process (GO): mitotic sister chromatid cohesion
Cellular component (GO): chromosome
Molecular function (GO): cohesin loader activity; ATP binding; ATP hydrolysis activity
Source: RefSeq, a predicted model, not a curated record
UUUAGCCAUUAUUUAUGUAGUUGUAAACAAAAAGAGCGCGAUUUAUGACAAAAUCGCCGUUAAAUAUAAUAAAAUGCACAUUAAGCAGAUUAUUAUACAGGGCUUUAAAAGUUACAAAGACCAGACGGUGGUGGAACCAUUCGACAAGCGUCACAAUGUAGUAGUGGGCCGCAAUGGUUCUGGCAAAAGUAAUUUUUUCUAUGCCAUCCAGUUUGUGCUCAGCGAUGAAUUUACACAUUUACGACCAGAGCAGCGUCAGGCUCUUCUUCAUGAGGGUACAGGCGCGCGUGUUAUAUCCGCUUAUGUGGAAAUAAUUUUCGACAAUUCGGAUAACCGUGUACCUAUUGAUAAGGAGGAAAUCUAUUUGCGCCGCGUCAUUGGGGCCAAAAAGGAUCAGUAUUUUCUGAACAAGAAGGUUGUGCCACGCAAUGAAGUUGUCAAUCUUUUGGAAUCUGCAGGAUUCUCAAGUUCGAAUCCCUAUUAUAUUGUGAAGCAGGGUAAAAUCAAUCAGAUGGCAACAGCUGCCGACUCGUAUCGCUUAAAGCUGCUGCGUGAGGUGGCAGGUACGCGUGUCUAUGACGAACGCAAAGAGGAAUCUUUGAACUUGUUACGCGAAACAGAUGGAAAGGUGGAAAAGAUUUGCGAGUAUCUCAAGACCAUCGAAGACAGGUUACAAACGUUGGAAGAAGAAAAGGAGGAAUUGAAGGAAUAUCAAAAGUGGGACAAAACACGUCGUACCUUGGAGUAUAUUCGUUACGAGACCGAGCUAAAGGAUACGCGACGAGCUUUAGACGAAUUACUAUUGCAGCGUAAAUCCUCGUCAGAUAAAAAGAAAAUCUACAGCAUUGAAAUACAAAAGGCGCAGGAAAAAAUCAAAGAUGUGCAAAAGAAUUUGAAAGAAGCUAAGAAAAAAGUUAUGACCACCAAGGAGGAGCGUUCCGUGCUUAUGACGGAACAGCAGCAAUUGCUGCGUGAGAAAACGAAAUUGGAUUUGACCAUAGUGGACUUGAAUGACGAGGUGCAGGGCGACAACAAGUCGAAAGAACGUGCCGAUCAGGAACUCAAGAAGCUGAAAGUCACCAUAGCCGAAAAGGAGAAGGAACUGGAUGAUGUGAAGCCCAGAUAUGAGGCUAUGAAACGCAAAGAAGAAGAUUGUUCCCGUGAGCUUGCACUUAAAGAGCAAAAGCGUAAGGAACUGUAUGCCAAACAGGGUCGGGGCUCACAGUUCUCCUCCCGUGAGGAUCGCGACAAAUGGAUCCACAACGAGCUGAAAUCCCUGAGCAAGCAGAUAAAGGACAAAAUCAAUCAUCAUGCCAAACUUGUCGAGGACCUCAAAAAAGACGCGAACUCGGAGAAGGACCUGGGAACAAAAAUUGAAGAGCACUCUUCUGAACUGGAGUCUCUACGUAGUGAAAUUGACGGGCACAACAAAUACUACUAUGAGCUUAAGAAGAAGAAAGACCAACACCAAUCAAUGCGUAACGAGCUGUGGCGCAAGGAGACACAGAUGACGCAACAGCUGCAAACUCAAAAAGAGGAACUAUCGCGCGCAGACCAAGCCCUGCGGAGCAUGGCGGGAAAACCAAUUCUUAACGGAUGCGAUUCCGUACGCAAGGUACUGGAUAGUUUCUUAGAACGUGGUGGCCAGUCGGCGGAAAUAGCACGCGCCUACUACGGCCCUGUCAUCGAGAACUUCAGUUGCGACAAGACCAUCUAUACGGCCGUUGAGGUAACAGCAGCUAACAGACUGUUUCAUCACAUCGUUGAGUCAGAAUACGAGGGCACACAAAUUCUCAAGGAGAUGAACAAACUGAAGUUGCCAGGAGAGGUGACCUUUAUGCCGCUGAAUCGUUUGCAGGUAAAGAUUCAUGAAUACCCCGACGAUCCGGACUCCAUACCCAUGAUCUUAAAACUAAAGUACGACGAACAGCACGACAAGGCAUUAAGGUACAUAUUUGGCAAAACGCUUAUCUGCCGUAAUCUUGAGCGUGCCACAGAGCUGGCAAAAAGCACAGGCCUUGACUGUGUGACAUUGGACGGAGAUCAGGUGUCGUCAAAGGGCUCACUUACUGGCGGCUAUUUCAAUACGUCACGAUCGCGCCUAGAAAUGCAAAAGAAACGCACGGAGUACACACAACAGAUCACCGACUUCGAAAGUAAGCUGAGCAAACUGCGUAAUGAGCUCAAGUCCACAGAGAGCAGCAUUAACAAGGAUGUCUCGGACAUGCAAAAAACAGAGACGAAACAAGGGAAGUCAAAGGAUGCAUUUGAGAAGGUCCAGGGUGAGAUACGAUUGAUGAAAGAGGAACUGAUGCGAAUCGAGAAGUACAGGGCACCCAAGGAGCGCUCACUGGCUCAGUGCAAAGCUUCGCUAGAGGCGAUGAACAGCACCAAGUCCAGCCUCGAGGCUGAGCUUAAACAGGAGCUAAUGUCGACGCUUUCGUCACAGGAUCAGCGUGAGAUCGAUCAAUUGAACGACGACAUUCGUCGCCUUAACCAGGAGAACAAAGAGGCGUUCACCCAACGUAUGCAGCUAGAGGUGGUCAAGAACAAGUUGGACAAUCUACUGACCAAUAAUCUGUUUCGAAGACGAGAUGAGCUUAUACAGGCGCUACAAGAGAUCUCCGUGGAAGAUCGCAAGCGUAAGCUUAAUAACUGUAAGACCGAGUUGGUCUCCACAGAGAAGCGCAUCAAGAAGGUGAAUACGGACCUUGAGGAAAUCGAAAAGCGCGUAAACGAGGCCGUCCAGCUUCAAAAAGAGCUGCAACAAGAACUGGAAACGCACGUGCGCAAAGAGAAGGAGGCUGAAGAGAACAUCAACAAGGACUCCAAGCAGGUAGAAAAGUGGACGACAAAGGAAAAUAUGCUAAAUCAAAAGAUCGACGAGUGCACCGAAAAAAUUGCCAGCCUUGGCGCAUUGCCCCAAGUAGAUGCGGCAUAUAGUCGCAUGUCGCUAAAGAAUAUUUUCAAGGAGCUGGAGAAGGCCAACCAACAUCUGAAGAAAUAUAAUCAUGUGAAUAAAAAGGCUCUCGAUCAGUUUCUCAGCUUUUCAGAGCAGAAGGAAAAACUAUACCGCCGCAAAGAAGAGCUGGACGUAGGCGGUCAGAAGAUUCAAGUGCUCAUCCAUUCACUGGAGAUGCAAAAGGUUGAAGCUAUUCAGUUCACCUUCCGACAAGUGGCAACAAAUUUCAAUAAGGUGUUCAAGAAACUUGUCCCCCAAGGUGCCGGCUUCCUAAUCCUCCGAACUAAAGACAAUGAUGGCGAGCAAAUGGAGAAAGAGGUGGCAAACUCGGAUGCAUUCACAGGCAUUGGCAUACGCGUCUCAUUCACAGGCGUCGAUGCGGAGAUGCGUGAAAUGAAUCAGUUAUCGGGUGGCCAAAAAUCACUUGUGGCGCUGGCGCUAAUCUUCUCCAUUCAAAAGUGCGAUCCCGCACCGUUCUAUUUAUUUGACGAGAUUGAUCAGGCACUAGAUGCGAUGCAUCGCAAAGCUGUGGCCGACAUGAUUCACGAGCUAAGCGAUACGGCUCAGUUUAUUACAACCACCUUCAGACCUGAGCUGUUAGAGAACGCGCACAAGUUCUAUGGUGUACGGUUCCGGAACAAAGUCAGCCACAUCGAUUGUGUUACGAGGGAGCAGGCCAAGGACUUUGUGGAAGAUGAUAACACACAUGCUUAAGACACAAAAUCAAGCCUUUCAUAGCAUUUGGCUUCACAUUUUCCUUAAGCCCAGAUUUUUAUUUUUCUAUUUCUAUUAUCUUUUCAUUGAACAUGGCUUUCAAAUUCUAUAAUUAUUGUCCUUCCCUUCUUUCUUAGAGUUAGUUAAUUUUUAUAGCUAUUUUUUAAAUAGUUUAAUUUCAAAUUUGCUUAUCUCAUUUCACAGUUGUUCUAAUUUCCUGGACACUGAACAAGGCUUUCAAAUUUUGUCAUAAAAGAGAUUAUAAUAAUUUUUCCUUAAUUAUAAAUAUUAUUUUCUACCUUUCCUUUUUUCAUAUUUUCUUUUUUUUUGCGUAGGCCUCAUUCA